Molecule: messenger RNA, 1137 nt
Organism: Myxozyma melibiosi
Lineage: Eukaryota; Fungi; Ascomycota; Lipomycetes; Lipomycetales; Lipomycetaceae
Product: HAD-like domain-containing protein
Exons: 4
Coding region: 203-958 (251 amino acids)
Molecular function (GO): phosphatase activity
Source: RefSeq, a predicted model, not a curated record
CCCAAACUAGCAACUCCGGCGGGAUCUGCGAACCCUAUUCCACUUCAAUGAAAAAUAAAAAAAAAAAUAAAAAAAAAUAAAAAAGAGGCUCCGUGCGGCACAGAUUGUUUCCUCCUCGUCGUCAUAUACUUCCAUCAGACACCUUUCUCGAGAGCCUGAGAUUGACAUAUAUAUAAAAUAGUACACAGAACUAAUUGACAAAAUGCUGGUUGCUCCGAACGUCAAGGCUAUGCUGUUCACGGACUGGGACGGCACUGUUACCAUCCAGGACAGCAAUGAUUACAUGACCGACAACAUCGGUUUCGGCGAGGAGAGACGGAAGGAGUUGAACAGACUUGUGCUGGAGGACAAGAUGACGUUCAGAGAUUCGUUCACAGAGAUGCUCAAGUCGGUUAAGAAGCCUUUCCCCGAGUGCAUCGAGUACCUGAAAGCGCACGUCGAGCUCGACCCCGGCUUCGCCGACUUUUACAAGUGGUCCGUGGAGGCAGGCCUCCCCGUGAUCAUCGUCUCGUCCGGCAUGAAACCCAUCAUCCACGCGCUCCUCACCAAGCUCGUCGGCCAGCACGCCGCCGACUCCAUCGAGAUCGUCGCCAACGACGUCGACGUCCACCCCGACGGCUCAUGGGACAUCGUCUACCGCGACGAGUCCGGCUUCGGCCACGACAAGUCCCGCUGCAUCAAGCCCUUCGCCGAACUCCCGGACGAGUCUCGACCGAUGCUGUUCUACGCCGGCGACGGCGUGUCGGAUUUGUCGGCCGCGAAGGAGACGGAUUUGCUGUUUGCAAAGGUCGGGCGGGAUUUGAUCACCUACUGCGAGCGUGAGGGUAUUCCCUACCACGUCUUCCACUCGUACAAGGAUAUUCAUGAGAAAAUCAAGGCGAUCGUCGAGGGCAAGGAGACUAUUGCGGGCGCGAUCGAGAACAAGGAUAAGGCGAGCGCGCUUGCUUCCCAUCAUUGAUUAGGAGAAGAAAGAGAGAUGUUAUCGAAUACAAGUUAUGUUUGGAAGUAAAAAACGAUUAAAUAAUUAUAUACAUAAUGAACCUAGAGAUAAAAUUGGUUUGAUUUAGUUGGUUUUGUAUGUCGCGAUUAGAUGAAUAAUUGCUGGUAUGUGAAGUAUAUAGUGUAAAUGAUAUGGUC